Molecule: messenger RNA, 1083 nt
Organism: Planococcus citri (citrus mealybug)
Lineage: Eukaryota; Metazoa; Arthropoda; Insecta; Hemiptera; Pseudococcidae
Product: isoprenyl transferase-like
Exons: 5
Coding region: 137-1075 (312 amino acids)
Biological process (GO): polyprenol biosynthetic process
Cellular component (GO): endoplasmic reticulum; dehydrodolichyl diphosphate synthase complex
Molecular function (GO): ditrans,polycis-polyprenyl diphosphate synthase [(2E,6E)-farnesyl diphosphate specific] activity
Source: RefSeq, a predicted model, not a curated record
GUCAGGCCACAUUUUUUCGAGAAAUUUCAUCAGAAUUGGAUUAAAUUUUCAAUUAUAAAAUGCAAAUUAGGUAGGUAUUUGGUUCAAACUCGAAUAUCACUUCGGUAGAUUUUUUUCUUCAAAGGAACUACAGACAAUGUGGCAGGCAGUCUUUGAAAAUCUUUGUGCAAAAAUAAUAAAACGAGAUAAAGUUCCUCGACAUGUUGCAUUUGUGGCAGAUGGAGCUCGAAGAUUUGGUAAAAAAUAUAAUAUUCCUGUACAAGAGAAUCAUGAAAUUGGCUUAUUCGGCGUAAUGUGGCAAGUAAUUGAUUGGUGUGUUUUGCUGGGAAUUCGAGAAUAUUCUAUUUUAAUGUAUUCUUUUGGAAAUUACAAUCGUCCUAAGGAUGAAGUUCAACAUUGGGUCGUGGUAUUGAAAAUUUGGCUUUUCAAAUGCAUCAUGAAUUGGAAAACUUUGGAAGAAAAGGGUAUAAAAUUCAACUUUUAUGGUAAACUGGAGCUGAUACCUGAAGAAAUCAAUGCUCUGAUGGGUAUGCUGUAUUUAAUGACCAGAAAUAAUACCAAAUGUGUCGUUAACAUGGCCAUGGGUUACACAGGUAGACAUGAAAUGUCAAAGGUGGCUUUUGAACUGUAUCAGGCCAUUCAGGCAGGUAUAAUAGAAGAUGAUCAUUUGACAGAAGAGCUCUUCACCGAAUCAUUAUUUGCUAUUGAGAAUCGUAACGUUGAUCUUUUAAUAAGAACCUCUGGUUAUAAAAGAAUAAGUGAUUUCUUGAGCUGGCAGGCAGCUGGUGCCAUACAAUAUUAUUCCGAUGUCUUGUGGCCAGAAUUUUCCACAAUGGAUUUUUUAAAAGCUGUUUUAUAUUAUCAAAUGCACAGAAAACCUGCUAAAAAUCGUGAUAGAAAUUUUCCUGAACAAACGAGCAACUUCUUGACGAAAUCGAAAGAUGAAAAACGAAACUACUUGCUCAAGUAUUGUUUUGAAAUGGGAUUCUUACCUACGAAAGAUCUAUCUGAAAUGUAUUCUAUUGAUAAUGAACAACUGUAUCGUUGCUUUAAAAUAAAAUAUAAUCUAAUUUGAUCGAAUAA